AACAAACCCACGCGACACGCACCUGCACCACGACUUCGGCAAGCGUAUCGAAACACUCCAACAUGCCUGCCGCAGUCGCGCGGCCCAAGGCGCCCCGCCUUGGCUCCAUCAACCCUUCAAAAGCGGCGGGUACCGGGUACAUCUACCAGUCCGCCGAAACGAAACGGAAAGCACAGCCAGCACCCGUGCGAGCCUCCAAACCUGAGCGAAGAAAGUGCUGCGACGACCCCAACGUCAGCGAUGCCGACGAGGGAGGCGCAAUCUGCUACAACUGCGGUCAAGUUAUCGAGGAGAGCCACAUCGUGGCCGAGAUCACGUUUGGUGAGACGUCUGGCGGAGCAGCCAUAGUGGAGGGUGGCUUUAUCGGAGAGAACCAAAGACACGCCAACUCCAUGGGCGGAACCAUGCGCGGUCUCGGUGGCAUGGGCAGCAGGGAACAAGCCGAGAUGAAUGGCAGGAGCGAAAUCCAGAAGCUUGCACACGCACUGAAGAUUCGACAAGCUGUGGAAGAUCAAGCCAUCGGCUGGUACAAGCUUGCUUCAAAUCACAACUUCGUCCAAGGUCGCCGCAUCCGCAAUGUCGCCGCUGUUGCUCUGUACAUGGCAGCUCGAAGACAGCCAGAGAACACACUCAUGCUUAUGGACCUUGCCGAGAAGGUACAAGUCAACGUCUGGCAAUUGGGAGAUACAUACAAGCAGUUUCUGAAGAAGCUCAGAGAGGAGGACCCAGCCCAACUCGUCGGAAACAAAGCGGUCCAAGAGAUCGAGCCUCUGAUGCUGAAGUACUGCCGCAAGCUCGAGUUCGACGAGGCGUCGCAUAAGGUUGCGGACGAUGCUUGCAAGCUACUUAAGCGUAUGAGCAGAGACUGGAUGAUACAAGGCCGACAGCCUGCCGGAUUGUGUGGUGCUUGUAUCAUUCUCGCAGCCCGCAUGAACAACUUCCGUCGUUCUGUUCGAGAAGUUGUGUACGUUGUCAAGGUCGCCGACUCCACAGUCAACGCGCGUCUAUACGAGUACAAGAGGACGCCAAGUUCAGCCCUGACUGUCAACCAAUUCCGUGAGAUCGGCCAUAGGAUGAAAGUCAAGACUCUGCCACCAUCCAUCUGGAGACGAGCAGAGAAGGAAGAAAACAAGGCAAAGAGGAAAGAGAAGCAGGCUGCUCUAGCGGAAGGCAUCACUGCGGAGGAGCUGGAGGGAAUGGAUACAGCAGUAGAAGCUGGUUCAAGCACUGCACCAGCAAGGGCCAGCAGGAGGCGCAAGACGAACGACGGAGCAUCUCAGGAUGUCCCAGCCCAGCUGCAGACCCCGGAUCCAACACAGCAGACACCCCAGGAGGUGGUGGACAUUGACGCACUGAACGAAGGUAACGAGGAAGGCCUCGUUGACGCCAUUGGCAGUGCUUUUGCAGACACAAAUGGAGAUGGUUCUCUCGACGAGAACUUUGUCAUGCCGAAGAAGCGCGGUCGCCCACCGAAGAAACGCGAAGCAAUCCAAAUCUCCCCAGAAGACCUCGACAUUGAGAAGGAGAUUGAAGCGGAGAUCACAGAGGAGGUACAACAGUGGGAAAAGGUCUUCGCUGACUUCGCCGACGAUGAUAACCACGAAGUCCUCAAGCGCACCGGCCUGACCGCAAAGGAACUCGCUGACACUCUUACCCCGAACCGCAAUAUCAGCACACUUCCCGAUAUCGGCGAAGACGAGUUCGAGGAUGACCCGGACGUCGCAAACUGCAUCUUGAACCCCGCUGAGGUCAAGCUCAAGGAGCGCGUUUGGCUCACCCAGAAUGAAGACUGGUUGCGCGAGCAACAGGCCAAGCUCCUCGCAGCAGAAUUAGAAGCCGCCCUUGACAAGCCCAAAAAGCCAAAGCAGAAGCGCAAGCACCACCAAAUGGGCGAUGGGAGCGUCUUGGAGGGUCAGCCUGCGGCUAGCGCAGCGGAUGCUGCACAUAAGAUGCUAAAAAAGCGUGCCAAAGGGUUCAGCAACCACAUCAACUACGAUAGAUUGAAGGAGCUGUUUCCUGGAGGCAACACAGAUGCCGAAAGCACUCCCUCGGGUAGUGGUCUGGGCGCGAGUCCGGCGCCGAGUCAGAAUGCAACCACGGCUGCGCCUGCGCCUGUUGAGGCUCAAGACGACGAUGAGGACGAAUAUGAGGAAGAGGAGCGGGCGGAAGAAGAUCUCGAUGAAGAGCAUCAUUACAGAGAUGAUGAAGACGAAGGGUUCGGUGACAACUACGAUGAUGACUAUUGAACGAAGGCCUGGUUUGAGCGACUGUACUACAUACACAUUUCACUGCGUAUAUUGUCCGGGCAUCUAGCCUUGGAUGGCGUUCAUAUUGGGAAUUGAACCGGAACAGAUACCCCGCUUGUAAGCGUAGCAUAGUCAACGGAGUUCAUGUAUCUCUUUCAAUAGAAUGUUCUG
This is a messenger RNA of Didymella exigua CBS 183.55, 2417 nucleotides long. RefSeq names its product BRF1-domain-containing protein. Bases 63 to 2246 code for a protein of 727 amino acids. Gene Ontology annotation, biological process: DNA-templated transcription initiation; transcription by RNA polymerase III; transcription preinitiation complex assembly. The transcript has a single exon. Lineage: Eukaryota; Fungi; Ascomycota; Dothideomycetes; Pleosporales; Didymellaceae. Gene Ontology annotation, cellular component: nucleus; transcription factor TFIIIB complex; transcription preinitiation complex. The record is from RefSeq and is a predicted model, not a curated record. Gene Ontology annotation, molecular function: TBP-class protein binding; RNA polymerase III type 3 promoter sequence-specific DNA binding; RNA polymerase III general transcription initiation factor activity.